Pelodiscus sinensis (Chinese soft-shelled turtle) is the source of this 1081-nucleotide messenger RNA. Lineage: Eukaryota; Metazoa; Chordata; Testudines; Trionychidae. The record is from RefSeq and is a predicted model, not a curated record.
UUUUGUAAGGCAUCUUUAUUUUAUUACUAUUCAGCCAAAUCCUGAAAACUUCUUUAACCAUGGAGUUGGUUUUGAAAAGGCAAGGGGAAAAUUGCAGGAGCUCUUGGAGCUGGCAUUACAGACUGUUCCCGAUUGCAAGAGGAUACACGAAAACACCUGGAAACAAAAGGACUGCCACAACAGGGUGGAGAAGAGCUGCAGGACCCAGGUCAGAAAGAACAGCUCUGGCCUGAGAAGGAGUUUACCUGAAGUAAGAACUAAGGUUGUGAAGGCCAUGCUGUGGAGAGUCAUCCACCUGGGAGACCUGGACCCAAUCAUGGCCGGAUUUGCUGCCCUGGGGUUCCUGAACUGUGCUGGAGCCAUAGUUGGGACCCCCAUACCAAUCCAUGUACCUGAGCAUCGAACAGCCCAGUAUAUUAAUAGAAAGAGCUACUUCUCCAUGGCGCUGCAGGUCCUGGUUGACCACCAUGAACAGUUCACGAACAUUUUUGUCUGGUGGUUGGGCAGGGUACAUGAUGCCUACAUCUUUUGGAACUCUAGCCUGUACAGGAAGCUGGAGAUGGGCACAUUCUUCCCCCGCCAUGAACUAGAAGUUGGGGACGUGCAGAUGCAAUUGUGCAUCGUGAGUGAUGUGGCCUACCCCCUCAUGCCAUGGCUCAUGAAGCCUUAUACUGGACAUCUGGACCCCAGCAAGGAUCAAUUUAAUGCCCACCUGAACCAGGCCAGUAUCCAGGUUGAAUGCGCCUUCAGCUGCCUCAAGGUGCAGUUCAGGUACCUGCUGACCCACCUUGACGUUUGGGAGAACAACAUCCCCGAGAUGGUCACAGCAUGAUGUGUCCUCCACAACAUUGUGAAGAGGAAAGGGGAGGCCUUCCUCUUGGGGUGGGGAGCAGAUGCCAGCCACAAGGGGCAACCCUUCGAGCAUCUGCAGACAGCAGCCAUCUGCCAGGCUCAUCAGGCUGGGGUGUGCAUCUGGGAGGCCCUGACCCCAAGGACCCCAGUAAGUCUCCCUAAGGCCUCUCCAACAGGGGCCUCUGGCUUGCUGCCCUAUCCCUUCCCCACCACAACCCCUUCUUUUGCC